AUGUCACACUCAGAUGCCUACAAAUUCGUCGCGGGCGACGAAGAUCUUCAGCUGCACGAGAUGUUUGGCUUUGCCAAUACUGUCGAAACUGCCGCCACCGACCUUCCUCCGCCGGCCAACACCCUCCUCGUUGCCCCCCUUCUCGGCUCUCCUUUCGCUGGGCCUCUUGAGGUCCUCCAGGAUCAGCCAGUUGGCUGGCUUUCGCCCUCUGCUACUGGUCCUGUUGAUGGCCUUGAUGUCUUCAACUUCAACGACUUCCUCGCUCUCGAUGAGGGCACUGACGAUGUUCCCGCUGCCACCGAAGAGGCACCCUCAUCACCACCACCACCACCACCACCAGAGCUGGCUGACUCCAGCACCCGUCACGAAGAACCCGCAGCUGCCCCUGAGCAGGCUGAGGACCUUCCGGCCGUUGCACAGCUUGAGGCUGUGCAAGUCGAAAUUGCGCAGUUGAAGGCUGCGUUGGCGGCUGAGAGUCCUCAGCACAAGCUCCUGGCGACGCCUGGAAGUCGUCAGAGCAGCAGCAGCCCGCGCAAGCGGAAGUCCACUGGCGGUGAGGUGUCUCCACCAAAGAAGCAGGCCACGACGCAGAUGGGUCCCAUCGAGGCCUUAUGGUCUCCCAAGUUCACCGAGGAUGAGCGACGCGCGUUUCGCGGAAACUUAGCUUCACCAACGACCCCAAAGCCGUCUCAAACUCACCUCGACUCUACCCCGCUACCCUCGACACCCUACAUAAGCAGCCCUCAAGACCUCAAGAUUUCUGCUGAAGACCUCCACUCGAUCCAGACUUUCCUUCACGACAACCCCGUCCUUUCUCACAGCACUACUCACCUCGUCGACUUGUCCGCUUCACCAUCCAACAUCACCAUGGCGCACACAGUCAACAUGAAAGUCAAGCGAGUGCCUCUGAAGCAUGCCCCAAGGCGCACUCCUAAGAUCACCAACAACAUCACCACCAAGGUCACCAAGAAGCCCAAGACCACUCCCAAGAAGAUGCAACACCAACGCACCGCAUCCACCACCUCUACCGCCGUACCUUCACCGACUCCUCCUAAUCGCUACCGCAGCAUCGAUGAACUCCUUGCCGCAAACUUCUACAGCCUCAACGAGCAAGAGAAAACCCGUGUCCUACUCCCCAUGCUGCGCAACCUUGACCCCAUGAGGCUGGGAGCUUCCCUCGCUGAGCUACCUUGCAUCCAAGCGAAAGGUCUAGGUCACGAAGUCCGCGUAGCUCGUGCCAUCCAUGGUUCACCGCCGACACCAGAGGCCGAUGACAUCCUGGCCACCAAGCUUACGACUGGCAGUCCACUUUCACCAACGCAAGCUGCUAAGACCUCGACUACUCCUUCGCCAGAUCCAGCUCUCCAAGCUUCACCACUAUCGCACAAGGUCGCCAAGGUCGAGGUCAGCGAAGAUCACGGCGCUGUUCGUCAGCGCGAGGCUCUCGAGAAGGCAGCAUUGCUACAGGCGCAGGGUAAGAAGUGGUGA
Molecule: messenger RNA, 1488 nt
Organism: Macroventuria anomochaeta
Lineage: Eukaryota; Fungi; Ascomycota; Dothideomycetes; Pleosporales; Didymellaceae
Exons: 1
Coding region: 1-1488 (495 amino acids)
Source: RefSeq, a predicted model, not a curated record